AUGUUAGAAAAAGCCCAGGCAUUAAAAGACCUCGUCGAUACUAUGAUGAGUGAUUUUAAAAUCCGAUGUUUUAUGAUAAAUAGAUUACAACAACAGAAAGACAAAAUGAACAGACAUCUUGCUAGAAUGAAGGACUAUGAGCAGCAAUAUGAGCAAUUGGCAAAUAGACCAGUAAAAUUCCUUUUAUUUCUAGAGAACAACAGUGUUUCCAAAAUAAUGGGCACUCCAAAGGUUACACAACACGCCCUGCUCUCCCUGCCUGACGAAAUCAAAAUGGAGGACGUGAUUAGACAAGGAAAAAUCCAAAUUACAGAGAUUGGAAAAAGGCAGAUUACAAAAGAAUGUGUACUGAAAAUGAUGUCUACACCUGUGUUACACAAAUCUGUCACAAUGAAAUGUCGAAGACAUGUAUAUCACAUUUCCUAUGUGACGUCAGACCGGAUAUGGAUCAGUGAUAAUCACACUCUCAUCAUGACAAACACAGAAGGUGAAGAUCUUCAUCGAAGAGAAAUAUCAAGUUAUAUAGAAAGAUUUGGUCAACACACUGUGAACGGUACAGGUGAACUUGUCUUUAUAGACAAGAAUCAUAACAUUACCAAACUAUCUACGGAAAACAAUACAACGUCUACAGUGAUAAACAUAAUGGGACCACGGAGACCAGAGUGUGUCUACUGCUCCCCCUCCAGUGGCGAUCUAUUAGUCGGAAUGUAUAAAAUUGAUUCAAAUACAUACGAAUUAAAUCGUUUCAGUAGCACUGGCCAACACAAACAGACAAUAGCGUACAGCACUACAGGCCAGGAACUAUACAGUAAACCUCUUUACAUCACAGAGAACCGCAAUGGAGAUAUUAUUGUGUCUGAUUGGUACUAUGGUGUAGUGGUGACAGAUGAAAGAGGAAAACAUCGCUUCACAUACACAGGACCUCUUUCAGGUUCUCCACUAUAUCCAUGUGGAAUCUGUUCAGAUGCGUUAUCACACAUCCUGGUGUGUGAUAUAAAAAGCAACACAGUACAAAUGAUUGACAAGGAUGGUCACUUCCUUUCACUGAUACUGACGGAACAACAAGGGAUAUAUAAACCCCGGGCCCUGUGUUACGAUUACAAAUCUCACCUUCUUUGGGUUGGAUCAUACAACGACAGUUCAUGGAAAAACAGUAAAUUGCUUGUAUACAGAUAUAUAAACAGGCAGGACCUCUUGGCAGGUAUUUGUAUUUGGUAA
Molecule: messenger RNA, 1218 nt
Organism: Saccostrea echinata
Lineage: Eukaryota; Metazoa; Mollusca; Bivalvia; Ostreida; Ostreidae
Exons: 1
Coding region: 1-1218 (405 amino acids)
Biological process (GO): protein polyubiquitination; proteasome-mediated ubiquitin-dependent protein catabolic process
Molecular function (GO): ubiquitin protein ligase activity
Source: RefSeq, a predicted model, not a curated record